AUCUUUUAGGAUGGGCCAAAAAAUUUUGGCAUGGGGCCACUUUUUGCGUUUUGUGAACUAAACGGGGGGCAAAAUUUUUUGGCAGAUGUGCAAUUACUGUUCACCCAUGGACGAGUAGUACCCCUCACCCUGCUCCUCGUCGCUCCACCAAAAUCCCCAACACAGCCGCUCGCCCCUUCGUUCGUCCCACCGCUGCUGCAUGCCAUCCCUGACACCGCCCCCUCCCAGAUCGACCCCCUCCUCCCCUACGCUCGCCCUCCUUCUCUCAGCCGCCUCUCGCCCUCCCUAAAAUAGCCAGCCGCCGCUCGCUGUCCGUGAGACCCCCGCCGCCCAGAUCCAGCAGGUUCUGCUGCUCCGGCAUUCGUUGCUCAUAGCGGAGCCGCCCGUCGUCUCUCACACCGCCGCCGCCCAACUCCAAUUCUUCCACCGCUUGUGUGGUCGUCCCUCCCCCGCCGACACACGUCAUCCCUCCAACCGCCGCCGCCCACCCUUCCGAUUCACCGUCGGUGCCCAGAUCCGCCUUCAUUCCCGUGAUGGCCAGCUACGGGGGCGGCUACAAUGGCAACGAAGGCGGCAAAGGCCACGAUGACGACGUGUACGGCCACGACGGCUGCACCAAGGACUUCCUUGCGUCCGGGCCUUGGUGCGCACGCCGAGGGGGCGCGGUCGGCGCUGACGCGGCGCAUCCCCCGCCUGAUUCCUCUAGCGGCAACACCUCCCGGGUGCGGUUCGAGUCGCUCGACCUCAACGACAGCGACGGGUGGCCAGAAAUGGCUACGUACGCGGGCAUGCUGCAGGCCGACGACGACAACAUCGAAAUUCCUCCACCGCCCGUUCAAGUUCCUCCCCGGCGAAUAUCUCGCACCCUCGGAAUCCGGCCCACUCGCAGUGCGGGGGGAGGAGGAGUACAAGGCGCGGCCGCUGGAGGAGGACGAGCAGGGGCCGCAAGCGCUGGAGGAGGAGUCGCAGGCGCAGUCGUCGGAGGAGGAGGCGUGGCCGUGAGCGCACGGCCUGCAUCACGCGCAUCAGUGUGCCACAAUGUCUCGGACCUUGCGGCCGAGCACUCCGAUGCUAACGACGGUAUUCCGGUUAGGAAAGAUAAGGCAAAUUGGUCAGCGAGAAAUACUCGCACCUUCUGUUCCAUCUGGUGCCAUCAAAUGGACAUAGGAAACUGUGUUCGCGGUAUUAUGCAAAAAAAUGGCUGGAGGGACAUCAUUAAGAGGUACUUCCAAGCCACUGGUUUAGUUCACAACAGGGAGCAAUUCAUGGGGAGACACAGGCAGCUUAGGAAGCAAUGGGCAUUCUGUAAUAAGCUUCGCUCCAGCUCUGGCUUAGGGAGGAACCCUGAUGGGACUGUUGUCGCCGAAGAUGAUUGGUGGGCUGCCAACACCAAGGGACAUCCCGAUUGGAAGAAGUUCAGGAAAGGCUUGCCUGAAUAUUUGCCUGAAAUGGACAGAAUGUUUGAGGGUGUUGCAGUGGAUGGUUCUACAUCCUUUGUUGCGACUGCCGACCAGCCUGUAGAGUGUGACAGCUCUGAUGAAGCGGAUGAUGAUGAGGACGACGAUGAGCUGACUCCUCUUAGUGUCGACAACAAAAGGACAAGCAGCACGAGCACCACAGCCUCGAGUCCAAGUAAGAAGUCUAGGAGUCCAGCAGUGAGGGUAAUGGACAGAAACAUGAGUGAGUACAACGAAAUUUCAAGGAACAAACUCAGUGUCCUGCAGACCAUGAUGCAAGUAAAGCAGGAUGCUAUGCAAGAAGAACGCAAAGCUAUUGAGCGGAAGGUGGCAAAGGUUAACGAGCUGGGAAAGGAGUGUGGGGUAACUCCCUCUGAGACCCCAACAUUGUUCAUGGGUGUCCUCGAAAUCAUCAAGUAUCAAAGUGUGAUGGACUUGUUCAUUGUCACCGAGCCUGAAGGAAGGAUGCUCAUCAUCAAGAAAUAUGCAGGGGAUGAUGACCAAUCAGGUUAUGUAGAGGAUGAUGACCAAUCAGGUUAUGAGGAGUCGCGCCGUCGGCUUAAGCGUUGGGAGGAUGAGAUAGACGAGUUGAUCAUUGCAUUGAUGGAUGAUGAUGACGACGGUUAUGUGUACGGUAUGUACAAGUAUGCCAUGCACAUUGACAAGCAUUUGACUAGAGCUGAGUAUAGGCAACCUGCCAUGACUGGUUUGGAAUGGGUACAUAAAAAACUUGGGGAUAGAAAGGCCUGUUAUAACAUGUUUAGAAUGAGUCCAACUAUGUUCCUUCGCCUGCAUGAUCUAUUGGUACAGUCGUAUGAGCUUAAAUCUAGUAGCAAGUCAACCUCGGUUGAGGCACUUACGAUGUUUCUUUGGAUGGUUGGUGCCCCACAAUCUGUUAGACAAGCUGAGGACAGAUUUGAGAGGUCAAUGGGGACUGUAAGUAGGCUGUUUAACAAAGUUUUGCAGUCUGUCAUCAAGCUUGCCGUUGAUGUCAUAAAGCCGGCUGACCCACAAUUCACAACAAUGCAUCCAAGACUGAGGAACCGUAGGUUCUUUCCCUACUUCAAGGAUUGCAUAGGGGCUAUAGAUGGGACUCAUGUACCUUGCGUGGUGCCAAGUAACAAGUUUGUGCAGCACUUGUGCCGCAAGGGCAUGACAACACAAAAUGUGAUGGCUGUCUGUGACUUUGACAUGAGGUUUACAUUUGUACUAGCUGGAUGGCCAGGUUCGGUACAUGACAUGAGAGUAUUUGAUGAUGCCCACACAACAUACACCCAUGUGUUUCUACAUCCACCUACAGGGAAAUAUUACCUUGUCGACUCUGGGUACCCUAACCGGCCAGGUUGCCUUGCUCCUUACAAGGGAACCAAGUAUCAUCUUUAGGAGUAUCGCGAUGCCCCUGAACCACAAGGUAAGGAAGAGAACUUCAACUAUGCACACUCAUCUCUUAGGAAUGUCAUUGAAAGGUCAUUGGAGUUUUGAAAAUGAAGUGGAGGAUGUUGGAGAAGAUCCCUAGUUAUGAUCCUCGUAAACAGGCACAAAUUAUAGUUGCAUGUUGUGCGCUACAUAACUUCAUUAGGAAAAGUGGCAUACGUGACAAGCACUUCGAUCGUUGUGACUGUGAUGAGAACUAUGUGCCGCCACAAGCUAGUGACGAUCAACCUGAGACCGAAGAAGUGUUUGAUGAUUGUGAUCUGAUGAAUGCAUUUCGUGAUUCCAUUGCACUUGCUUUGGUACACGGUUCUUGAAUUUUGUUUGUCAUUUGGAACAUGCGUAUGGACUGUCAUGUAUGCGGCUGAUGUGUAUGUUUGACAACUUAUUUGUGGAUUUCUAUUGCUUGCAUAAUUGUUGACUGCAUUUGUAAUGUGCUACUGUUAUGGAGGAUGUAAGCCAAGAGAUUUAUGUUGUAUGUCA
Oryza sativa Japonica Group (Japanese rice) is the source of this 3371-nucleotide messenger RNA. RefSeq names its product L10-interacting MYB domain-containing protein. NCBI's taxonomy places the organism in Eukaryota, Viridiplantae, Streptophyta, Magnoliopsida, Poales, Poaceae. The record is from RefSeq and is a predicted model, not a curated record.